AUGUCCCGGCUUGGCAUGAAUUCCACCUUCGCCUCUUCCUCGCCCGUCACCUACAGCGAUUACUUCAACGACAUCUCACAAUACAACGUCCACCUCAAUGUCUUCGAAAGGGCUUGGGCUGCAUGGUACGCGUACAUGCAGAAUGACGUCCUUGCCACCGGCAUUAUGUCCUUCAUGAUGCACGAGAUUGUUUACUUUGGCCGCUGUUUGCCUUUCAUGAUCAUGGACAAGAUCCCAUAUUUCCGCCGAUACAAGAUUCAAGGCCAAAAAAUGCCCACCCUCUCCGAACAAUGGGCAUGCGCAAAGCUCGUCCUUCUGUCGCACUUCACCGUCGAACUCCCCCAGAUCUGGCUCUUCCACCCUAUGUCCCAAUACUUCGGCCUGUCCAGCACCGUUCCUUUCCCCCACUGGACCACAAUGGCAUGGCAAAUCGCUUUGUUCUUCGUUCUUGAGGAUGCAUGGCAUUAUUGGUUGCACCGAGCUCUCCACACGCCUCGCUUGUACAAGAUGAUUCACAAACUCCACCACCAGUACAGUGCGCCUUUCGGUCUUGCUGCAGAAUAUGCUUCGCCACUCGAGACCAUGAUCCUCGCCUUCGGCUCAGUCGGUAUUCCCAUCGUCUUCUGCGCAUUCACCAAGAACCUGCAUAUCAUGACCAUGUACUUGUGGAUCAUUGGCCGUCUCUUCCAAGCUAUCGAUGCUCAUUCGGGAUACGAGUUCCCUUGGAGCUUGCAUCAUUUCCUCCCAUUCUGGGCUGGUGCCGACCACCACGACGUACACCAUGAGAAGUUCCUCGGUAACUACUCCAGUUCAUUCCGAUGGUGGGAUGCAGUCAUGGGUACCGAAGCCGGAAGUGCAUCGGACAAGAAGUUGAGAGAAAAGAAGGUUGCUGUCAAAGAGGAAUAA
This is a messenger RNA of Exophiala viscosa, 906 nucleotides long. RefSeq names its product methylsterol monooxygenase. Gene Ontology annotation, cellular component: endoplasmic reticulum membrane. The record is from RefSeq and is a predicted model, not a curated record. Lineage: Eukaryota; Fungi; Ascomycota; Eurotiomycetes; Chaetothyriales; Herpotrichiellaceae. Gene Ontology annotation, molecular function: C-4 methylsterol oxidase activity; iron ion binding. The transcript has 3 exons. The coding region runs from base 1 to 906 and encodes 301 amino acids. Gene Ontology annotation, biological process: ergosterol biosynthetic process.